CGACGCGGGCCACAGUCCACCUCUUGGACACGUGCCGCGUUCUGCGCUCCGAGGCGUGGUUACAUGUCAGCCUCCACAGGGAGUGCGUCGAGCUAUAGCACGUGAGGGACCGGAAUCAGUGGCGGGGACGGCAGCUCUUCCUUCGGCAGUUUCGCCUCGCUUCGCGGACUACGCAACUCCUCUGGCAUCGUCUGCUGUUUCUGAUGCCCGAAGAGGACCGCAGGGACUAUCAAGGGUGCAAUAUGACUUACGUCAGCAGGACGGCCAAGUUAUGCGAUCGCAAUUUGGAGAAUGCAAGGGAGGCGGCCCAGAUUGUGAACGACGACGCGUAUCCGCACAGUCCAAGUCAAGGAUGGCAGAUGGUUUGCAGACUGGUAAAGGAGUACAGGUUCUGCAUGAGCGAGCUCCUUGCCGGCUGCCACAACAUCGAUGAAGAGGUCAACCACAAGAUGAUGGUGAACGUGCGCGCCGAAGGUCUUCACUUCUGCUUCGCCGGCGGCGCCCGGUGCGCAGCCACAGCACCGUUGGCUAUCGCGCUCGCACCCGUGGCACUAUGGGCCCGCGCAGCGCAGCGCCCGUGACCUAUAUUGACCACCGAUCUCCGCGAGGACUUGGAUGUACUAGUCACUGCGUGAAAUCCUGGCAAGGAAACGCGCGAGCGUUGUCCAGAGAGCAAUUAGCGACAGCCUUCUAC
Molecule: messenger RNA, 694 nt
Organism: Rhipicephalus sanguineus (brown dog tick)
Lineage: Eukaryota; Metazoa; Arthropoda; Arachnida; Ixodida; Ixodidae
Exons: 3
Coding region: 204-581 (125 amino acids)
Source: RefSeq, a predicted model, not a curated record